Molecule: messenger RNA, 1053 nt
Organism: Volvox carteri f. nagariensis
Lineage: Eukaryota; Viridiplantae; Chlorophyta; Chlorophyceae; Chlamydomonadales; Volvocaceae
Exons: 5
Coding region: 202-1053 (283 amino acids)
Source: RefSeq, a predicted model, not a curated record
AAGUGGAAACACACUGAAAGCCAUACACGACACAGAGUCGUACUGAUCAAAGCCAAUCCAUACCUACUCGGUAACGAACACAAACCCCCUACAUUACUUUGAUAGGGUAUUAUAAAGUGUGGUUACGUGUACGUAGCUUAGCUAUCCAUUUUGAAAUUACUUGAAGCUGCCGACCUUUUCACGUGUGCACACUCCGUGCUCAUGGAUGUUUUAGAAGACUACGUUUCUCCUCCAUCUCUCCCUAGGCCUCUUGACGGCAGCCCGGGCGUUACGGCGGUGGCCUGCGCCAAUGGCAUCAGUGGUCCAGUCGCCCACAAACUUAGGAACUAUUUACGGCAGAAGGCUCUGAAGAUGGACGCGUUCGUUGCGGAAUUAGUGAAGGCGUCCGAGUACUACGGCGCCAAGCACGUGCAAGAGGCGCUGAUGACCACGCUUGGCAUCGACGCCUUGGAGUCGAGCACACUCGUUCGUGUUCUUGUCCCCAAGGACAACAACAAGCGCCGGAACAGUAACGCCUCAUCUGGAAGUGGGCCUUCCACAACCAAGCAAGUGGCCAAGCACUUGUCCUCCACCAUACCAUUGAAGUACCAGGUGGUCGUUAAGAAGGUUUCGAAGCCCGACGCCAUCAAGAUUAACAAGUGGUUCCUUAUCCUUGGGGUUACCUGGGACACCCUGUCGUCCGCACUGGCGAAGAAGGACAAGCUUAAGGGCGCGGUGAAAAAGACAACCGACGUUGUUGACCUUAAGAACUUGGGGAAGCGGUGGAUGGUGGAGCUCUUCCGGUCACUGACUGGAGAGAGCCUCUCAAAGGUUCAGCAGGAAGACAAGGCUACGUACGACACUGUCUAUGACGCCUUGAAGGCGAAGCUGCAGAACGCGAUGGUCAACCAUCAGUCAGACAAGGCUAAGCUCGAGACCGUGGCGACCAUGGACGCCGUCCGUGCGACCGAGCUCUUUAAGGAGUGGGUGACUGCCCAUGUCGAGGUCAGCACUCAGCCAGCAGGUCAGGAACGCAAGAAGAGCAACCACACGGCUGCAACUGAGGGUAAGUGA